Messenger RNA from Penicillium macrosclerotiorum, 1785 nucleotides. RefSeq names its product GNAT family N-acetyltransferase. NCBI's taxonomy places the organism in Eukaryota, Fungi, Ascomycota, Eurotiomycetes, Eurotiales, Aspergillaceae. The transcript has a single exon. The coding region runs from base 1 to 1785 and encodes 594 amino acids. Gene Ontology annotation, molecular function: acyltransferase activity, transferring groups other than amino-acyl groups. The record is from RefSeq and is a predicted model, not a curated record.
AUGUCAGCGAGAGGGGACCAGGAAAGAAAGGUGGACGGUGAUCAACUUUUGAGAGACAAAUAUAAUCGGAGAAGGGUUACAUUUGACCUAAACCAAGAGAAAUUUCUCCACCCUUCAGUGCUGGUGACUUAUGAGGUCCCGGUGGCCUUGAAUGCCAUUACUAACGGUGAACCUGACUCCUCAGACUCACAGAACAAGUCCCUGUCGAAAAAGCGCCUAGAGACCCAGUCAACCAUGUAUGACCAGACAAAAAGGUUUUUCGUUCCGAAAGAUUUGACUUGGGAGCAGGCACUUUCUAUCGCCGAGGAGGUCGGACGUGUAAUGCGGGUAGCUGCACAGCAACGGCAACCGGAGUAUCUCGAGGGCAUCGACAAGACUCGGGAGAUUAUGGAAGAAUGCGCAAGCUGGUAUGUUCUGCCACGGGCAAGGCUGGGGCCAGGAAGUAAUUCAAAUUCGAUUGAUUAUCGCAUGCUCGAACAGCCACGCCUUGCUGAUGGCGUUGAGCCCCCUGAGGCGUGGUCUCUUAAUCCACCUGACUUUAUUCCGGAUGCUGGGUAUGAAGAGCUUACCCCUGAUGAUAACUGGAGGCUCAAGAGAAUCGGAACGCCAAAGUUUCUCUCGCAAUGGGAUGCCUACACCGAAUCCCCUGCAAUUUACCCUUUACUUGACACGAGAAGGAUGAUGAGCCUGGUAACAACCAAACCGCCAGGCUACAUAUGUGAAUCAAUGAGAUUUCCAACUCGAGUCAGCAAUCCACAAGCUUAUGAGCAGCCUGAAUUCGAAGCAUUCUGGGAUAUUACCUCCGAAGAUUUGAGUUGCCUCCAAAGAGAAGGGUAUGCCAGGAUGUUAGAAUGGUUGGAUCAAGUGCCUGCGCGUUGUCAGAUUGUCGACAUUUUUCACGUCGCGUUCUUUGAUGGGUCUGCUGUGCCAGAUGGCGGGCUGUCGAUGAUGAUCAUGAAUGAGAAGCACCUGCCAACUCCGCGUGACAUGUGUCAUGAAAAAACAAAUUUGCACUGGCAUGAGACGUCUGAGAGUCUAUCAUAUAAUAUGCGCUUGCACUGGAGAAAGACCAGAGAGAACAAAGCAGCCAUCAAAGCAAUCCAACAGGCAAGAAAGCUCGGGUUGCCUUCUCCCAUCACGAUGCCUGUUCUAGAAAGCCCCCAGGUGAUGCAAGAGAAUCGCCCUUGUGUUGUUUACCUGCGGCCUGCUGAACUCGAUGAUGCGAGCGGUAUCCUCUCCAUCUUCAACUGGUAUGCGGCUAGGUCACCUCUGAGCUCAGACGCCAAUCCUACCAGUGUAGAAGGCAUACGGGCCAUAAUCCAGACCAUUCGCACUCAAAACCUGCCCAUGAUUGUCGUUGCCGACCCCCGGCCUGAGCCUGUUGUGGGCAAGGACUGGUUGGUGGCACCGGAGAAGGAGAGAAUCAUGGGCUUCGCAUAUGUCACGCUCCUGUCAGCCAGCGAUGCGGACGUGUUCACAGGUGAUCUAUAUAUAUUCGUGCGGCCGGAAGAGAAGCGCAAUGGAUAUGGGGAAGCUCUGGUUGAUCAGAUCCUGGCAGCAGUGGACAGAAACUAUAUCCGGCAGACAACCAUGCUGUUCCGACCGAAGCCAUCCCAUGUUCCUGACCCAAACCCACGUACUCUCACGGCAAUCACAUGCAGAAUCACCUACCCAGCCUCAUCCAUAGGCAAAUACACUUGGAUCGCGGGGUGGAUGAAGAACAAUUUCGGCUUCAAGGAAUGGGGCGUGUUGGAGGGUAGUCGGGUCAAGUUUGGUCAUCUGUAA